Parus major (Great Tit) is the source of this 899-nucleotide messenger RNA. RefSeq names its product interferon lambda 1 (gene IFNL1). Gene Ontology annotation, biological process: innate immune response; defense response to virus; positive regulation of immune response. The transcript is spliced from 3 exons. The coding region runs from base 79 to 804 and encodes 241 amino acids. NCBI's taxonomy places the organism in Eukaryota, Metazoa, Chordata, Aves, Passeriformes, Paridae. The record is from RefSeq and is a predicted model, not a curated record. Gene Ontology annotation, molecular function: cytokine activity.
AUCCUCUCUGGCACCUUGCACCGCAGCCUCCUCACCCCACUGCAAUCCAUCGCUGGCUGUCAAGCUUUCGUUGCCAAAAUGUGCCUCAGUCUCAGCUCACUGCUCGUGCUGGUGCUGGGGGUCAGCCUGGGGGCUUCCUUUCCCCAUGACACGCUGAGGAACGACUGCAGGCUGUCCAAGUACCAGAACAUUGCACCAGAGGAGAAGAAGGCUGUGGACAAGAUGAGACAAGAGUUUGUGAGUAUUGCUGGCGACAGGGGGCUGCGGGCUGGCAGGGGGGGCACACCUCUCCUGUCAGCCGGUUCCACCUCCACCCGCACCCCCGGGCAGGUCUCCGAGACCCCCCAUCCUCCAGCUCUGGCGCUGAGGGUCACUAACCAGCCCAACUCACACCCACAGAUGUCCGACCGAGUGCUGCUGGUGGCGGCCGAGCUGAACCUCACCACUGCCAUGCUGGAGCUGCCCGCUGUCCCCAGCUUUGCCCAAGUGCGCCGGCGGCCUCUGCAGUUCUUCAGGCAGGCCCGGGAGGAUGUGCGGGGCUGUGUGAGUGUGGAUCCUUCGCAGCAGCCCUCGGGCAGGCUGAGGCACUGGCUGCACAAGCUGCAGGCGGCCGUGCACACAGUAAGUCAGGACAGCGGGGUGACGCUUUCGGGCUGUCAGCGCCCCCACUUCAGAGCUGAUUCGCUCCAUCUUCCCCCGCAGGAGACCCCCGAGAGCACGGCGUGCCUGAGGACCACCACCAUCCUCCACGCCCUGCAAGUGCUGACCGACCUGAGCUGCGCUGCCCUCCAGGACAAGUGCUGAAGCGGCACCGCCCCCGAGGGACGCCCCGAGAAACGGGGAAAAGCGACUGCUCCGCGCUGUUACUUCUCAUUUAACCUAUUUAACCCUUUUUCUCA